This is a messenger RNA of Teleopsis dalmanni, 769 nucleotides long. RefSeq lists its product as uncharacterized. The coding region runs from base 119 to 634 and encodes 171 amino acids. Lineage: Eukaryota; Metazoa; Arthropoda; Insecta; Diptera; Diopsidae. The record is from RefSeq and is a predicted model, not a curated record. The transcript has 4 exons.
UAAAAAAGUGAUUAUUGCAGAACAAUUAAAUUAUUUACAAACAAUAAAAGCUAUUGUAAUCACAUUAACAAGUAGUAUAAAUAAAGCGAAACGAAAGCAAAAAAACAAAAAAAUAAAAAUGCAAUUGUUAAUGAAUGCACUAGUAGCCCAAGUAGAACCUGUGCCAAAAAAAUGUUGGAUGAAGCUCCGAUUAAGUACUUUUUGGGAAGAAGAAGUUCCAAAAAGAGAUGCAUCGUUUUUCAAGGAAAACUUCAGAAUGACAAUGGACACUUUUAAAGAGUUAUGCGAUUUAGUCAAAAGUAUGAAAAAACAAAACAGUAACUUUCGCAGACCAAUUCCAUUAGAGAAGAGAGUUGCCAUUGCAGUGUACGCACUUGGCUCAUCCGCGGAGUACAGAACUGUGGGCAACCUUUUCGGAGUGUCCAAAUCAUCUGUAUGCAUAAUCCUUAAAGAAUUUUGCACUGAAGUCUGGAAAAUAAUGCAACCAAUUUAUUUAAACCAGUACCCCUUAAAUGAAGCAACAAUUCGUGAUUGCAUCAAUGGUUUUAAUAUAUUAGGGUUUCCACAAUGCAUUAGUGCUAUAGACGGUUGUCACAUUGAAGUGCAUCCUCGAAAGAAUGGACCGCUUUGUUAACUGACAACGAUCCAACAUCUGAAAAUAUAAGAUCAGCCAUUGCUACAUUUUUAGAUGCUCCAAAAGAUGUUGUUUCAACCGCAGCAGUGGAAUUUGUAUCUGUUGAAGAGUUAAGUUGCUGCAGUGGAGAAGCUG